Messenger RNA from Corythoichthys intestinalis (scribbled pipefish), 6142 nucleotides. Its product is annotated as collagen alpha-4(IV) chain-like. Bases 456 to 5447 code for a protein of 1663 amino acids. Gene Ontology annotation, cellular component: collagen trimer. The transcript is spliced from 48 exons. Lineage: Eukaryota; Metazoa; Chordata; Actinopteri; Syngnathiformes; Syngnathidae. Gene Ontology annotation, biological process: extracellular matrix organization. Gene Ontology annotation, molecular function: extracellular matrix structural constituent conferring tensile strength. The record is from RefSeq and is a predicted model, not a curated record.
UGAAAAUAUCUCAAAAAUAAAACUUUUGGUCUCAUACAACCUUAACAAAUGAUUCCUGUAUCCGUGACUAAUGUUCUUACCUUCUUGGCACCGGUAUCCAUCAGCAUUGCAGCAAAGAGGAUGAGAGGAAACAGCAACUUACUUCUCCCCAUGACUUCCCUUCUUCUUUAUCCCCACACAAAUCAUAAGACAAGGCGCCAGGAGCACUCUCAGCAUCCGCGCCUGGAUGCAAGGAGUGUGAUGCACCGCCUUCACAGUUUUCACAUUCAUUUUCACGCUCCUUGAUUGCGUGACCCUGAAAAAGGGGAGGUGCGCAGAUGACGUCCGGCCUGAAACUACUCGCUCGUCUUCUUCUGCCUCACUUUUUUCCUUUCGCCAGUUGCAUCUUGUUGGACAUCAUCCCGCAUAAAGUGGAUUGCUGAGUUCACUGGUUCAAUGUUCAGAAGCAGGCCAAGAUGAGAUUUUCAUGUGCAGCUGUUAGGUGGAUACUUGUGGUGCUCAUCAUUCUACCUCAGCUUAAUGCAGGCAUUGUUGAGGGUCCAUGUGAUGGUAGAGACUGCACUGAGUGUCGAUGUCUCCCUGCCAAAGGUGCACGGGGCUCACCUGGUAAGAUAGGCAAGCAAGGACCUAGUGGGCCAAUGGGACAAUGGGGCAGUGCUGGACGGCGCGGAGAGAAAGGAAGGAUGGGAAUACAAGGUUCACCAGGGCCAGAAGGACCCAAAGGAGCCCGGGGCAAUAUCGGGCCGCCAGGUUUUCCUGGUCAUGAGGGCUCAUUGGGUCACCCCGGAGCAGGUGGUGAGCCUGGUUAUCCUGGAAAGGAUGGCUGUAAGGGGGCUCCUGGUCAACCUGGCAUCCCCGGUAGACCUGGUGCAGAUGGCCUGCAUGGCCCACCCGGAUUCCGUGGCCCAAAAGGACACAAGGGAGAACCCUCGUUUGCUGAUUACCUUCCUGGACUUCCUGGAGAUCCUGGUCGACCUGGAGAUCCUGGUCUACCUGGUGAAGUCGGCACCCCCGGACCAAAGGGUGACUUCGGGAGUCCGGGCCCACCUGGAAAUCCGGGCUCGCAAGGGUUUAAAGGUGUUCGAGGACCACCAGGUGACCCUGGAAGACCACAGCCAGGCACAAAAGGAGAUGAUGGUGAACAAGGCCCACCCGGUGAACCGGGACCGCAAGAAAUCAUCGUAUUGCCGACUGGUGUCCUCCCACCAAAAGGUUCCAAGGGCGACAGAGGUUUUCCUGGACCCUGUGGACCAAAAGGCAAACAAGGUGGUCGAGGUGACUCAUACUACAUCCAAGGAAUGAAAGGAGAGGAUGGAAUUCUUGGUUUUCCUGGACAGCGGGGUUUUCCAGGGUUACCUGGCAGGUCAGGGCCUCCAGGACCUGAGGGUUUGCCAGGAGACAGAGGGCUUCCAGGCCUCAUUGGGACACCUGGACCAAAAGGCUACCGUGGAGACACAGGGCCACCUGGUCCUACAGAGUAUAUGAAAGGGUCUGUUCUCAGAGGGCUAAAAGGUGAAAAAGGAUAUCCUGGGGAUCCUGGUAUACCUGGUGAUCCUGGAUUAAUGGGCACGCCUGGCCCCCCUGGCCCAAAAGGACUACCAUAUUCAGGGCCCACUGUGCCUGGUCCACCUGGACCUCCAGGCCCCAAGGGAUUUAAGGGAGAGCCAGGGAGGUUCACAGGCUUAAUCGAUCCAAUCCCAGGACCAAAGGGAAGAAAAGGAGUCCGUGGAAGGAAAGGUGUCACUGGACCUCCUGGUCCCCCAGGUUGUGGUGACCAUGAAUGUGUGCCUGGUUAUCCAGGCGACCCUGGCGAUGUAGGACCCCCAGGACCUCCAGGAAACAAAGGCCUCAAAGGAAUUAAAGGAUGUGAAGGAGAAUGUCAUUGUGACUUCACUGCAGGACCUCCUGGUCCACCUGGUCAGCGCGGUUUACCAGGAGAUCCAGGAUUACCGGGAACUCCAGGGAGUAAAGGCGACCCUGGACUGAAAGGAGAAGAUGGUCCUGAAGGGCCACAUGGUUUUGAGGGAUAUGUGGGUGUAAAAGGAGAAAAGGGACAAAAGGGGGAUGGUUUUUCCAGAGUGAAGGGCGCAAAAGGAAAUCGAGGAGAUACUGGGCAUCCUGGUUCUCCUGGGCAACUGGGUAAACCAGGACUAGAUGGUCCUUCUGGACAGCCAGGUGAUCGUGGACCACCAGGCGACAGUUAUAUAGGUAGGCCUGGUCCCAAAGGAGACCCAGGUAUGGUUGGUCCUAAAGGUUUUCCAGGUGGUCCAGGGCUUCCGGGUCCUGGUUUACCAGGCCCCCAAGGUCCAGUAGGACCAAAAGGAGACGAUGGUUAUCCAGGUAGUCCUGGAAUUCCUGGGCGAAAGGGGCCUCGAGGGGACACAUGUUGUUAUGAUAAUACAACUGGACCUCCUGGUGUUAAGGGAGAACCAGGAUCACCAGGUAUUCCAGGUUGGCCUGGAAUAGAUGGAAUCCCAGGAGCUCCAGGACUUCCUGGACCUAAAGGCAUGAAAGGAGAUGAUGGUGGAAUAGGACGGAUUGGACCUCCUGGGCCACAAGGUCCAAAUGGAGAUCAAGGUCCCCCUGGUACAAACGGAAAUAGCCUAGAUGGUCUUCCAGGCCCUCCUGGUCCACCAGGGCCACCUGGGAGGAAAGGUUCCCCUGGAGAUGCACUCUAUGCUUUGCCAGGUCCUCCAGGUCAACCUGGCCCACCUGGACAUAUAGGGAGAAAGGGAGAUCCUGGCACUCCAGGAAGAGCAGGAGUUCCAGGUGUACAAGGCCAACCUGGAUGGCCAGGUCGAAAAGGGGAAAAAGGAAUUGAUGGUGACCAUGGGGCUAUUGGACCUCCAGGCCUACCUUGUACAUUAUAUGAGUUAAUAGGACCUCCUGGACCCCCAGGCUUUCCAGGCAACCCUGGACCGAGGGUUCCAGGUUCUCCUGGUCCGAGGGGCCCAAGGGGAGAUACUGGCCCACCUGGUCAUGGCCCUGUAGGUGCACCAGGUCUCCCUGGUCUUCCUGGUAUUCCAGGUCCCGCAGGGCCAAGAGGCCUUGAAGGUCCUCCAGGAGAUUUUGGGGACGAUGGCUGGCCAGGACGGAAAGGUCGGAUAGGAUUUCGUGGCCGGGAUGGAAGCAAAGGUUUACCAGGCCCUCCUGGACCUCCGGGACCCAGAGGAAAGCAAGGAGAAAUAGGAUUUAAAGGUCAACCAGGUGGCACAGGAGACCCAGGACCUCCUGGUCAUAAAGGAAUCCGUGGCCCUGAAGGAUUACCUGGUGAAUCAAGGAUUGUGAGUUUGAAAAAGGGAGCACCAGGAGCUCCUGGCAGAAGAGGACAGCCCGGUCCACCAGGGCCAAUAGGUGCAAAGGGUCAAAGAGGUGAACAUGGUGAUCCAGGACCAGAUGGGUUCCCUGGUUCACCAGGAAUCAAAGGUGAUGCAGGCAUUCCAGGCCGAUCUGGGAUACCUGGAGAUCCUGGGGAACCUGGGUUGAAAGGUUUCCCUGGACCAAGAGGAUACCGUGGCAAUGACGGAGAGCCGGGUGAUCCAGGAUUAAGAGGUUUUCCAGGGAAUCCAGGUGUUCCAGGAAUUCGAGGACCCAAAGGUGAUCAAGGACAAUCUUUCGGACAGCAAGGCAGACAAGGACCUAAAGGAAUUAAAGGCGAAAAGGGAAUCAGUGCACGAAUUGGGGAGCCAGGGGAUCCAGGUGAUCAGGGUUCCAGGGGUUAUCUGGGAAAGCCUGGACAGUCGGGCAUUCCUGGUGAACCGGGACGAAAUGGUGGACCAGGUUUUCCCGGGCCUAUUGGCCCGCGGGGUCAUCCAGGUGUUCCAGGUAUAGAAGGUGAUAGUGGGUUUAUGGGACCUGUGGGCCCACCAGGACCAACUGGACCUCCAGGAAUUCCUGGGCCUCUGGGUCUUUCUGGACUGGAUGGUUUAAGAGGACCAAAAGGAAUGAAGGGAGCAAUUGGACUAAGUAUCCCAGGCCCCCCAGGACCAGAUGGUUAUCCUGGAGCCAAAGGUUCCAACGGACUGCCGGGGCCUCCAGGGUCCUCUUAUCCUGGGACGAAAGGUGUUAUGGGUCCGCCAGGCGAUUCAGGUAUACCCGGUUCUCCAGGUGAAGCCGGUUACCCAGGGAGACAAUGUGAAAAACCCAUGCCAGGACCUAUUGGAGAUCCAGGAUAUGAAGGGGCACCUGGGCGCCAAGGUCCUCCUGGACAGAAAGGGGAGCCAGGUGGUGUGUCGCUCCACAAAGGCGAUCCAGGGCCAGAUGGGCCAACUGGACCUCCCGGUCGAAAAGGAGAAAAGGGCUAUCAAGGAAAUAAAGGAACUUCAUCAUAUGCAGGAUUUCCAGGACCAAAAGGGGAUAGAGGCCCUCCUGGCUCUAGAGGUUUUCAUGGACCUAAAGGACCAAGAGGUGAACCUGGGCCACAGGGAAGGAAAGGAGCAAUUGGCCCACCUGGAGAUGUUGGUGCUAAGGGUGCUCGCGGUGAAACUAUUAUUGAAAAGCAACGAAGGCCACCAGACGGCCCUCCAGGACCACCUGGUUACCCAGGACCAACUGGCUUCCCAGGCGCUUUGGGUCCACCCGGGCCACUAGGACCAAAAGGACGAAAAGGUCCUACUGGCUCGCAGGGCCUUCCUGGACCUCCAGGUCCUCCAGGUUUUGAUGGUCCUGUCGGCCAACAAGGAGAUCCUGGUCAGCGAGGAUUUGUUGGGCCUGAAGGCAGCCCAGGUGCACGCGGUGACCCAGGAGAUCGGGGUUAUAUAAGGGCAUCAAGCUCAGGCUUUCUGUUGGUUCUUCAUAGCCAGUCAGUUCAAGUGCCCAGUUGCCCUGAAGGGAGCAGUAAGCUUUGGGAAGGCUACAGUCUGGCCUACUUGGAGGGGCAGGAGAAGGCUCAUACACAAGACCUUGGUCAAGCUGGCUCUUGCUUGCCACUGUUUUCCACCAUGCCUUUUUCCUAUUGUAACAAAGCUGCCUGUCACUACUCCGCUCGGAAUGACAAAUCCUACUGGCUCUCUACAACGGCGGCCAUACCCAUGAUGCCUCUCUUUGGCCAAGAAAUUAGAUCUCACAUCAGCCGCUGCGUUGUGUGCGAGACUGUUUUACCCGCUGUGGCUUUUCACAGUCAGGACUCCUCGAUUCCCCAAUGCCCAUCAGGCUGGAGGAGCCUGUGGACAGGAUUCUCCUUCCUCCUUCAAACGGGGGCCGGUGACGAGGGCAGUGGUCAGUCUCUGACAUCCACUGGCAGCUGCCUUAAGGACUUCCGGACUCAUCCAAUCAUUGAGUGCCAAGGCGCACGUGGCGCUUGUCACUACUUUGCCAACCUCUACAGCUUCUGGUUAACUACUGUACACCCUAGAGAGCAGUUUGGAAAGCCCCGGCCACGUACCAUCAAAGCUGCUGAGGAGCAGCGACGCAAGGCCAGUCAGUGCCAGGUCUGCCUUCGACAGUAGAGAAAUUCUAGAAGAUUUGGCCCAACCUUGGGACAAGAAUGCUUUGGAUUGCCAGGUGCUCAGUUUAUAUGAAGAAUAAAAGGUCUGUAAUUAAAUUAUAUGAAUGGCAACAAAUUGGAUUCAAAAAAAUUAAAUACUAGUACUACUGCUGCUGAAAGAUAGAAUGACAUGACUACAUCAAGCACAUAAAAAAUUGAUUCAUUUUCUAUUUUAUACUACUCUUGCCAGCUCAUUUUAAAUGGAUUUUCCAUGUGUCACAUACAGUAUAUACAUUACAUUUUAUAACAGCCAUCUGGGCUAAAUACAUUCUUUGCAUGGUUAUAAGUUACCACUAAUUAAGAUUGCUAUGAAAGUAUUUAUUUUAGUCCAGCACGGUCUUGCCAAGAAAUCCAGCAUAAGCCGGUUUCUGAACCAGCAAGACCAGUACCAAAACACAACAAAUCCAGUAGAACUUUGCAGGAUUUCUUAGCAGCGGUGUUGCCAAUUGGACUUCUACAUCGAGAAUCCUUCAUGUGACAAAGAAAUUGUCUAUCCAAACUACAUGGGUGUCAUGUUUACUUGACAUUCCAUUAAUGAGUCAUUUUUGCUCGCAGAAAUAGUGAAGAAACACCAUUUAGCAUUGCUUUAGUUUAGUACCUGCAGAAGCAAAGUACAAAAAAUAAAAAAAUAAAAUUCACGCCAUGUAAUUGUUUGAA